GGUGACCCAAGAUGGCGGACAGGUGGUGCCACGGAUCGAUCUCGGAGUGACAAAAUUGCCUGGACGUCGCCGCCCGGAGCGUAACCAUGCAGCCACCGCCGAGAAAGGUAAAGAUUAGCCAGCAGCUAAAGACGGUUCACUCUGAACACAUCUCCAAACUACAGGCCAAACAUGAGACAGAGUGUAACCUUCUGGAAGACAUCAGGGCAUUUGGAAGCAAGUUGUCAGCAUUGGAGAAAGACUAUGGCCAAGCCCUGGAGAAACUGGUGAAACAGUUCCAGAAGAGGGAGUACCCGGCAGACGAUGAACUCAAACCACCAAACCACAGUGAACAAGUUCGGAGUGUGUAUGUGGUGUGGGCAGCUCUUAUAGAGCAGGCCGACACGCUGGCCAAGGCCAGGCUUUCCACAGCAGAGUCACUACGCACUGGGAUAGUCGAGCCUGCCAAGACUCUCAAGUCAUCCAAAGACCUGCAGCUGAAAAAAUGCACGGAGCAGCUGAACCUCUUACACCAGGAGGUCACCUUGACUGUCAAGGAGAUGAACAAGCUGAAGAAAACGUACUUCGAGGUGGAGCAUGUCGCUCACGACGCUCGGGAGAAGGCUAAGGAUGCGGAGAGCAAAAUGAAAAGAAAUGCAACCAGUAUAUUCCAGUCCAAAGCAACUCUACAGAAAAAUAGUGCCAAGCUGUCAGCGAGGAAGGAGUCUUGUGACAGUAAGUCAGCCGUGGCCAGGAAUGACUACCUGAUGUCUCUGGCUGCUGCCAACGCACACCAGAAACGCUACUUUCAGACGGACCUGCCAGAGAUCAUGGAGGAAUGUGACGGAGAUAUCUAUGACAACAUGAAGGAGUUUCUGGUGCUCCUGACUAAGACCCAGGUGGACCUCAACACACAGGCAGCACGCAGCUUCCGGGACGUCCUCAGCCAGGCAGAACUGAUCAGCAGACAGUUCAACCAGCAAUGCUUCUUCCAUUCCAACCCCGUAUUCUCUGACAACAUCCAGUAUGACUUCGACCCCUGUGAUAACGACAGGAUCAGCACCCUCCAAGAGUCGACGAUGGGGGAACAGUCUCUGGACAAGGAGGCCAGGAAGUGGGCCAACAAGAUCGCCCGCGAGCAGAAAAACAUCCGGGACCAGCAGAAGUCUCAGCGGGACCUGAGCAACCAGAUGAGUACGUACAAGGAGAACCCCGACAGCCUGGCAGAGUUUAGUCCCGUCGAGGCCGAGCAGAAGAUAGAGGAGGCAAAACAGGGGGUUAGAAAAGCAGAGACAUCCCUGGCUAAAGCGGAAGCCAGGCUUGAGCAGCUGAGAGUAGCAGGGGUAAACGUGGACCAGUGGUUGAGCCAGACCACGUCCUCAUUACUCUCACCUCCUGAAGGGGAGGGACGACUCAGCAGGACAAGUUCCCGGCUUUCGCUCAACUCCGAGCACUCACAACAAGAAGAUGAGAAAAAUCUUCUCUCACCUAGUAGAUUAGGUGGAACAAGUCCCAAUCCUUCCAGUCAGGGUUCCAACUACGACGACUGGGAAGAGACAUUUGACACCAGUGCAGCGGCCUCCUCCACCAGUGACUGGCCCGGUGGGUCCUCCACGUCUGCCGAUCUCAGCAGCACCACCUCCGCUGGGAAUGUGGAGAUCGGACCCGUGUCUCCCAACGAUGACGUGUUCCUCGAGAGCAGCCAGGACAGGGGAGACUUUGGACAGAAGACGGGAGACUCCACUCCUGUUAAGGUCUCCAUGUCUUCCAGCAAGGAGGAUGACGCAGGGUUUGGGGAUCAGACAGAUGAGUGGGACGACACAUUUGACAACACCGUCGUGUUUAACGGUGCGGACGCGGUCAGCUCCAGCCCCUCCAUGCAGUCUCGGCAGUACCCAAUCACCUGCUCCGUUCUAUAUCCAUACGAGGGCCAGAAGUCAGACGAGCUGACCAUUGCAGAGGGGGACAUUGUAGAGGCCAUAGAUGAUGGAGACAUUGAGGGAUGGGUGAUGGGGCGUAACCAGAGAGGUGAGGUUGGGUAUGUUCCAGAGAACUACCUGCAGUGGGACAGCAGCAGUGUGGACAGGAGAGACUCCUCCGACUCACCUUCACAUGUCACAAACUCUGUAUCUUCUACUGAUGUGCAAUAUGAACAGUUGGAGACGGCCCAGACGGUUGGUUCCCCCCAACACGUAUCUGGGUCCUACACAUCCUCCAUGUCCAGUACAGACUGGGAGGUACAGCAGGCACUGGGGACUACCGAGACAUCUCCACCAUUCCAGCAACAAGGAUUAUCCCUGGUGCGAGCGCUGUACGACUUUGACGCCAGUAACCCGGAGGAGCUGACGUUCCCAGAGGGCGCGAUCAUCAACGUGACGAGUAAGGACGCUAACGGGGUGGACGACGGCUGGUGGAAGGGCGAGUAUAAUGGGACGGUCGGCGUCUUCCCCUCGCUGGUCGUGGAGGACCUGGACGAGAGUGAAGCUGCUUUUUAUGACAAGACGCCGACCACACCUAACCUGCCCAUGCCGGGAGUCCUGCCCCCCUCCCUCCCUCCGGGCUUCCUGACCAACGGGAACAACAGUAACAGUAACGGCACCCUGGGUCCCGUACCCGAGCUCAACAUCGAGUCUCCGCAGUCCCCAGACAACCAGUUCAGACCGUCCUCUGCUAACUUCCUCGGGACUGGCAGUAGUUUAGAUGUAGACGCCGACCACCCGUCCGCCCACUCUGCACCAGGCAGUCCCUCUGGCAACAGGAGACCGCCGAGAUGUGCUCCCCCUCCUCCCUCGGGUCAGGAUGCUGAAACCUCUCCAGCGUUCGAUGUCAAUGAUGUGGAGUUAGAAGUGUCAACUGUGUAAUCCACAACAACAACUACACCAGACAGCCAUACAUACACAACACAGGAACUAAGGAUACUUCUUAGUGGUGCUUUAAAAAAAAGUCGCAAAGUGUUACAUUAUGGAAGAAAAGUUGGCAACACUACUACCGGUAUACAAAACAGCCACAGGACAUUAAGAGUACUUUCUACUUAGUAGUGCUCAAAGAGAGUCACAAAGUGUUACAUUAUAAAAGUAAGUUUUCAACAUACACUACUAUACAAAACAGCCACAGGAACGUAAAAGGACAUUAAGGCUACUUUCUACUUACUAGUGGGGUUGUCAGGAGGCUGUUAAGUGUUACCUAAAUUACUGUAAGAGUUGCUGGGUCCAAAACAUAGCAAGUAUGUCUUUCCCCAUGUAUAUACAUGUUUAUUGAUUCCGUGAGUAUAUGUUGUGUUUAGGCAUUUGAUCUGAUAUGUUGUAUUGCAUUGAUUACCGUAAUGCUUAUUGUUAUAAGCCAAAGAUGACAAAUUGUAUGUAGAGAUGCUUAUUUUUGUACUUUAGUUUGCAGUUUCCUAUAAAGUUGCAUUAGCUUCUGGCAAGUUGUGUGAAAAUUGAGUUUUGCUAAUGUUGAUUUAUAGACUUGUGUGUAUUUAUUAUUCUGUAAUGUUACUGCCUUGAAUGAAGUCCAUACGGCAAAAAUGUUUUUUUAUUUUAAAAAGUGUAUUUAGUGUGUUCAUCUCGUGUUGUUCAGUUUUUCUGGACAUGGUGAUAAAAUAGAUUCAUGGUAAAGCUGGAAACAGACCUGUAUCAGGUAGCACUAAAGUGAUAGUCUUAUUAUAGGUUCACUUCUGUGUAUGAAGUCCU
Messenger RNA from Branchiostoma belcheri (Belcher's lancelet), 3668 nucleotides. RefSeq names its product F-BAR and double SH3 domains protein 2-like. The coding region runs from base 87 to 2840 and encodes 917 amino acids. Gene Ontology annotation, molecular function: protein binding. Gene Ontology annotation, biological process: neuromuscular synaptic transmission; regulation of actin filament polymerization. The record is from RefSeq and is a predicted model, not a curated record. Gene Ontology annotation, cellular component: neuromuscular junction; recycling endosome. The transcript is spliced from 25 exons. NCBI's taxonomy places the organism in Eukaryota, Metazoa, Chordata, Leptocardii, Amphioxiformes, Branchiostomatidae.